GGAGCGAGGAGGACCCUCAGCUUUGCGGACUCUCGGAUAAUCGCGCGCACCUCGGCCGGAAGAUGGUGGUUCUGCUGCCCGUGAUUAUCCUUCACUCUGUGGGCGUCCUCGGCGGAGCAUCAGCCGCCUCUCACUAUAAUUGCAAUGGUCCUCUGGUGUCGGCGUUACCACACUCCUCCUUUCAGAGCUCGUCUCAGUCCUCGGCCAGUUACGCUGCGUUCCACGCCAAGCUCAACAGAAGAGAUGGAGCCGGAGGCUGGUCUCCCAUGGUGACGGACCAAGACCCCUGGCUCCAGGUGGACCUCCGCGAGCAGAUGGAGGUGACUGGGGUGGCCACGCAGGGGCGUUACGACAGCUGGGACUGGGUCAGCAGCUACCUGCUGCUCUACAGCGACACCGGGCGAGUCUGGAAGCAGUACAGGCAGGAGGACGGCAUGGAGAGGUUUGUCGGGAAUGUGAAUUCGGAGGCCGUGGUCCAGAACAAGCUGUCCCACCCCGUGAGGACGCGCUUCCUGCGGUUCGUCCCUCUGGACUGGAACCCCAGCGGCUGGAUGGGCCUCAGAGUGGAGGUGCUGGGAUGCUCCUACAAGUCGUACGUGGCCGACUUCGACGGCAGAAGCUCGCUGCUGUAUCGGUUCAACCAGAAGUCCAUGUCCACGGUGAAGGACGUGAUCUCUCUGCGCUUCAAGAGCCAUCAGGCCGAGGGCGUUUUACUGCACGGAGAGGGCCAGAGAGGAGAUUACAUCACCCUGGAGCUGCACCGAGGAAGGCUGGACCUCUACCUGAACCUGGACGACAGCCGGCCGAGGUUCAGCAGCCGCCGUGUUGCCGUGACGGUGGGCAGCCUGCUGGACGACCAGCACUGGCACUCGGUUCACAUCGAGCGUUUCAACAAGCAGGUCAACCUCAGCGUGGACGCCCACACGCAGCACUUCCACACCACCGGGGAAGGACAGUCUCUGGAGGUGGACUACGAGCUGAGCUUCGGAGGCAUCCCUCUGCCCGGAAAACCCGGCACCUUCCUGAGGAAGAACUUCCACGGCUGCAUGGAGAACCUUUACUACAACGGCAUCAACAUCAUAGACCUGGCGAAGAGACGCAAGCCGCAGAUUCACAGCGUGGGCAACGUGACCUUCUCGUGUUCGCAGCCCCAGCUGGUGGCCUGCACCUUCCUGAGCUCCAGCAGCAGCUUCCUGUCGCUGCCGGCAGCUGCGCCCGCCGCGGGAGGAUUCUCCGUUCGCUUCCAGUUCAGGACCUGGAACCCAGAGGGGCUCCUGCUCUCUGUGCAGCUCAGCCCCAGUCCUCAGAAGGUGGACCUGCAGAUCAGCAACAGCUGGCUGCAUCUGAGCCUCCACAGCGCUGGACGGCAGAGAUCGGAGGUCUCCGCUGGUCGCCGGGUCAACGACGGACUGUGGCACUCGGUGAGUCUGGACUCCAGGAACCUCCAGAUUGCUCUGACUGUGGACGGUGAGCCGUCCUCCAGCAUUGACCUUUGGGAAGAGGUGGAGUCAAGAGGCAGCUUCUUCUUCGGAGGCUGUCCACCUCUGGACUGUCAGGUCCAGACUCCGGCCUUCCAGGGGUGCAUGCAGCUCAUAUCCAUCAACAACCAGCCGCUGAAUCUCAGUCAGGUGCAGCAAGGAUUGCUGGGAAAUUAUAAUGAGCUCCAGUUUGACACGUGCAACAUGAAAGACAGAUGUCUUCCCAACCUGUGUGAACAUGGCGCCCGCUGCUCCCAGACCUGGAGCUCCUUCUCCUGCGACUGUUCGGGAACCGGAUACUCCGGAGCGACGUGUCACAACUCCAUUUACGAGUUGUCCUGUGAGGCCUACAAGCUGAGCGGCAGCUCCUCGGGCUUCUACUUCAUUGAUCCAGAUGGGAGUGGUCUCCUGGGGCCCACACAGGUAUACUGCAACAUGACAGAGAAAAAGGUGUGGACAGUAUUAUCCCACAACAGCUCAGCACCAGUGAAAGUCCAGAGCUCCUCUCCUCAGAAACCUCACAUCAUGAAGUUCAGCUACAACGCAUCAGCUGAACAGCUACGUGCCAUCGUCUCUGGAUCUGAGCAGUGUCAGCAGGAAGUGGUUUACAACUGCAGGAAGUCCCGUCUCUUUAAUACAAAGGAUGGCAGUCCGCUGUCUUGGUGGCUGGACCGCGAAGGAGAGAGGAGGAGUUACUGGGGAGGCUACCUGCCUGGAGUCCAGCAGUGCUCCUGCAGCCUGGAGGAGAACUGCAUGGACAUGAACUACUUCUGCAACUGUGAUGCUGAUACAGAGGCCUGGGCUAAUGAUACUGGAGUCCUCUCCUAUAAAGACCACCUGCCGGUGAGCCAGAUAGUGAUCGGAGACACCAACAGGACGGGCUCCCAGGCGGUCUACCACGUGGGCCCUCUGCGUUGCUAUGGAGACAAGUCGAUCUGGAGCGCCGCCUCCUUCUACCAGGAGUCGUCAUACCUCUACUUCCCCACCCUGCAGGCUGAGCUGGCCUCUGAUAUCUCCUUCUACUUCAAGACCAGCACCCCCUCUGGAGUGUUCCUGGAGAACCAGGGCCUGAAGGACUUCAUCAGAGUGGAGCUCAGCUCUCCCUCGGUGGUGACGUUCUCCUUUGAUGUGGGGAACGGUCCGGCGGUCCUGUCCGUGAAGUCCCACCUCCCUCUGAAUGACAGGCAGUGGCACUACGUGAGGGCAGAGCGAAACGUGAAGGAGGCCUCCCUGCAGGUGGACCAGCUGCCCCUCCGCUUCCUGGAGGCUCCGGCUGACGGACACCUCCGCCUGCAGCUCAGCAGCCAGCUGUUCGUCGGAGGAACGGCGUCCCAGCAGAGGGGCUUCCUGGGCUGCAUCAGGUCUCUCGCGGUCAACGGCGUGACCUUCGACCUGGAGGAGAGGGCCAAAAUGACGCCAGGCGUGAGCGCCGGCUGCCCGGGAUACUGCAGCGGCUCCAGCAGCCUCUGCCACAACCGAGGGAGGUGCAUCGAGAAGAGCAACGGCUACAUCUGCGACUGCUCGCAGUCGGCCUACGGAGGGACCACCUGCAACCAAGAGGUGUCGGUGUCCUUCGACAGAGAGUCUUCGGUGACCUACACCUUCCAGGAGCCCUUCUCUGUGAUGCAGAACAAGAGCUCUCAGGCCUCCAGCGUCUCCACGGACAGCAGGGCCAGAGAGGACGUGGCCUUCAGCUUCGUCACCUCCCAGAGGCCGGCCAUGCUGCUGACUGUCAGCACCUUCAGCCAGCAGUACAUCGCCGUCAUCCUCACCAAGAAUGGGAGUCUGCAGAUCUGGUACCACCUUCAGACUGACAGGAGUCCGGAUGUGUUCGGUCCUGCUCUCAAUAACCUGGCGGAUGGGCGUCUUCACCGAGUCCGAAUCCACCGAGUGGGAAAAAACCUCUAUGUGCAGAUCGACCAGGACAUCCACAGAAAGUACACACUGUCAUCCGAUGCAGAGCUGAUCUUAAUCAGAUCCCUGACGCUGGGCAAAGUCCUCCGGAUGGAGAACAUCGAUGAGGAGGUCAUGAAAGCAGCUUCUAAGGGUUUCAUUGGCUGCCUCUCCUCAGUCCAGUUCAACCACGUGGCUCCGCUGAAGGCAGCGCUGACCAACCGGGGAAGCUCGCUGGUCAGCAUCCGGGGUCCGCUGGUCCAGUCGAACUGUGGAGCUCUGGCUGAGUCCACGUCACACACAAUGCAAGAUCAAGCUGCGAAUGCAGAUAAGGGGCCGAGCGGCGGCAGCUCCCAGAAGGAUCUGGCUGUAAUCGCAGGUGUGGUCACAGCGGUGGUCUUCAUCGCCGUCUGCGCUCUGGCUGUGAUAAGCCGCCUCCUGUAUCAGCAGCGGCAGGCCCAGAGGAGCAGCAGCAUGAAGGAGGAGCACAGACACGGCAUGUACACGGACUACAGGACUGAGCUGCACCUCCACAACUCCGUCAGGGACAGCGUGAAGGAGUACUACAUCUGAGCUGCAGCGUGCAGCCUGGACCCGCCUCUGUCGGGACUCACGGCGGAUGCGCUGCUGCAGGGUUUCAUGCAACACUCCUCGGUGGACACUGCAAACACCUGCAGCUGCCUUCCGCUCUUUCUACGCUCCUGUACAAGCUAGUGGCUGAAUCUUUGCAGCUGAUAGUGUAUUUGAUGUUGGUGAAGUCAUCAGAAUCAAGCCUCUGUGGUUUCUGUCAUUGCAAAAAUGUGUAAAGCAUAAGAGGAAUGUCCUGUAGGGUGGACGGAGGGGACGCUGCGGGAGCCGGGAGCUGUUUGCUGAAGAUUUCUCCACAUGCUGCUGGGACUCAGAUCAGGAAAUGUAGGUCAGGCCUGUAAGAUAUGCGCACAUCGCUGCUGUAUUUGUUUUUCAGUGGUGGUGAAUGUUGUAGAAGAAACGGGGACAAUACUGCCUAUUCUGUAUGAGUGCCUAAUAUGCAUAUGCGCUUUCUUUUUCUUUUGUUUUUGUUUGAAGAGUUUAGAAGUGAUUUGUGUGAUGUGCACCCAGUCACAUUUCCAGAGAGAGGAGCUUAUUGCGGUUCGAUUCUGGGACCGACGCUGCUGAAAGUUCAGUCUGAAGCUGAAGAAGUUCCCCCUGCACACACACAUGAGGCCCCGCUCAUAAAACACACUGCUGGAAAUCUGAACCACAGAAACAAACAGAAGUACACUAUUAAAGAAUUAUUUAGUUUAUAUAAAAGAAUCUACAACCCAAAUUC
Molecule: messenger RNA, 4680 nt
Organism: Melanotaenia boesemani (Boeseman's rainbowfish)
Lineage: Eukaryota; Metazoa; Chordata; Actinopteri; Atheriniformes; Melanotaeniidae
Product: contactin-associated protein-like 5
Exons: 24
Coding region: 63-3944 (1293 amino acids)
Source: RefSeq, a predicted model, not a curated record